This is a messenger RNA of Xenopus laevis (African clawed frog), 1621 nucleotides long. RefSeq names its product synaptosome associated protein 25kDa S homeolog (gene snap25.S). The record is from RefSeq and is marked provisional. Gene Ontology annotation, biological process: potassium ion transmembrane transport; synaptic vesicle priming; vesicle fusion. NCBI's taxonomy places the organism in Eukaryota, Metazoa, Chordata, Amphibia, Anura, Pipidae. Gene Ontology annotation, cellular component: SNARE complex; synapse; synaptobrevin 2-SNAP-25-syntaxin-1a-complexin I complex. Gene Ontology annotation, molecular function: voltage-gated potassium channel activity; SNARE binding; SNAP receptor activity.
GACUCGAGGAACGGUGCUUCUUGCCUCCCUGCGAAAAAAAACUGCCUUCAGAUAAGAUUGUAGAGUAGCCUUAGGACCUGCUUACGCCCUACUCACGGUAGGGAAUUUUUUAAGGGAGCCCCCUUAUAAGUAACACAUUCAGACAUCAUGGCAGACGACGCUGAUAUGCGCAAUGAGCUGGAGGAGAUGCAAAGGCGUGCAGAUCAGCUGGCUGAUGAGUCACUGGAGAGCACCCGCCGUAUGCUGCAGUAUGUUGAAGGGAGUAAAGAUGCUGGUAUCAGGACUUUGGUUAUGUUGGAUGAGCAAGGAGAACAACUGGAACGCAUCGAGGAGGGAAUGGAACAAAUCAAUAAGGACAUGAAAGAAGCAGAAAAGAAUUUGACGGACCUAGGAAAAUUCUGUGGUCUAUGUGUCUGUCCAUGUAACAAGCUUAAAUCCAGCGAUGCUUACAAAAAGGCUUGGGGCAAUAACCAAGAUGGGGUUGUAGCAAGCCAACCUGCUCGGGUUGUGGAUGAGCGUGAGCAGAUGGCCAUAAGUGGAGGCUUUGUCCGUAGAGUAACAAAUGAUGCCAGAGAAACAGAAAUGGAUGAAAACCUCGAGCAAGUCGGUGGCAUUAUUGGAAAUCUUCGUCACAUGGCCCUUGAUAUGGGCAAUGAGAUUGAUACACAAAAUCGCCAGAUUGACAGGAUCAUGGAGAAGGCUGAUUCCAACAAGGCCAGGAUUGAUGAGGCCAACAAACAUGCCACAAAGAUGCUGGGCAGUGGUUAGAUCCAAUGGUGGAGCUUCUGUAUGAUACUGUCCCACAAGACAAUGCUUUCAUGCUUUUACCAUGGUAUUUACCUACUAGGUUUGCACACAUGCACAUAUCAGCCUCCCUUGUAAAUGUUGUCCUGUGUAGUAUGUCAGCUUUCCUAAAAGAAAAAUAUAUACUUGUAAUUAUUUCUUUUCUAGAUAUCUUCCUUUCCAAAGGAUGUAUAUAGUGAAAUAGCUCACUAUGCCAUUUGGAUUUUGUUUGUUUGUUUGUUUUUGUUCAUUUCAUUUUUUAAUUUUUUUGUAAAAAGAUUUCUGUUGAAUGACAACGAUGUUGGAAUGUUAAACGUGCUGUUUAUCUUGAACUUCACAGUAUUGUUCUUGUAAAAUUGUGACAUUCCAGAGAGCUACCGCCAUUCUUUCUUUUUUCUUCUCUAUGUCAUGAUAAUUACGCUGUGGAACUUGCUGUCCUUGGUUCUUCCUUGCAAACAUCUGUUGUUAUAAUUUCAUUAAAACGUGGACCUAUAUAACUAUAUUAAGCAUUGCACUACAAGUGAUGUGUGUUAUGCAUUGAUGCAUGAAAACAAAUAGACAUUUAGAUGCCUAAAUAAUAAGACCUUACACCGGCAGUAGCACAUCAACUAAAAAGCAUGCUGAGUAUUUGGACACUGUUGGGACUGUGUUAAACCAGCAAGUUUGCUGUAGUGCCACAUUUAUGUCAAUGUAUAGAUAUAUUUGAACAUAAUUAUGCGUUUUUGUUUGUUUAUUUGUUUAUUUGUUUGUUACAAAGGGCAGACUUGGCACAUACUUCUAGCAAAAAUAUAUAUAAUGCUUUUUUUUUGCUGGUAAUAUAUAAAAAAUUAAAAAAAAA